Molecule: messenger RNA, 6183 nt
Organism: Gadus chalcogrammus (walleye pollock)
Lineage: Eukaryota; Metazoa; Chordata; Actinopteri; Gadiformes; Gadidae
Product: NACHT, LRR and PYD domains-containing protein 14-like
Exons: 11
Coding region: 116-3364 (1082 amino acids)
Molecular function (GO): protein binding
Source: RefSeq, a predicted model, not a curated record
UACUGACAACAACACAUGACCAAAUUAGCACAAGGACUUUUUCUGAAGACGAAGAACAACACCAUCUAAACGACUCCCACAAGCCCCAAAAACAUUAUAAGGUCUCAAUUCUACUAUGAAUGAGGAGAAAGAGGAACAUGGCCGCAAGAGCAAAGACCAGAAGAGCCCAGAGCAGCAGGAGAGAGCCUACUCCCCUGGACCCAGCUGUGUCUCCAUGAAGAGUGACUGGUCUAUGCAUCAUCCUGUUACUUUUCAAGAUGAACACCCUUACAGAGAGGAGAGAAGAGUCCAGCAGGAGAGAGCCGACUCCCCUGGACCCAGCUGUGUCUCCAUGAAGAGUGACUGGUCUAUGCAUCAUCCUGUUACUUUUCAAGAUGAACACCCUUACAGAGAGGAGAGAAGUGUCCAGCAGGAGAGAGAAGACGUGGAUAGUAAGAAAGUGGAGCAGGUGAUGUGGGGAGGAACUGUUGCGGUCGAGUGCCAACAUAAAAUCAAGUCUCGUCUGAAGAAGAAGUUCAGGUGUGUGUUUGAGGGAAUCGCUAAAGCAGGACAGCCAACGGGUCUGAAUGACUUCUACACAGAGCUCUCCAUCACAGAGAGAGGCAGUGGAGAGGUCAACCAGGAACAUGAGGUCAGACUGAUUGAAAAAGCUUCCAGGAAACUAGCAAAGGAGGAAACACCAAUAAAAUGUGAAGACAUCUUUAAUCCCUUACCUGGACGAGAUCAGUCAAUCAGAACAAUCAUGACAACUGGAGUGGCUGGUAUUGGAAAAACCGUCUUAACACACAAGUUCACUCUGGACUGGGCUGAAGGAAAACACAACCACGACAUACACUUCACAUUUCUCCUCACUUUCAGAAAGCUGAAUUUACUGAAAGGGAAAGAGAUUAGCUUCGUGGAACUUCUUCAUCACUUCUUUAUUGAAACCAAAGAAGCAGGAAUCUGCGGAUACGAUAAGUUCCAAAUCGUCUUCAUCUUGGAUGGUCUGGAUGAGUGUCGACUUCCUCUGGACUUCCAGAACAACCCGGUCUGGACUGAUGUUACAAAGCCAACCUCGGUGGAUGUGAUGCUGACCAACCUCAUCAGGGGCAACCUGCUUCCCUCCGCUCGCAUCUGGAUAACCACACGACCGGCGGCAGCCAAUCAGAUCCCUGCUGAGUGUGUUGACAUGGUGACAGAAGUGAGAGGGUUCACCGACCCACGGAAGGAGGAGUACUUCCGGAAGAGAUUCAGAGAGGAGACACUGGCCAGCACAAUCAUCUCUCACGUCAAGGAAUCUCGAAGCCUCCACAUCAUGUGUCACAUCCCAGUCUUCUGUUGGAUCACUGCUACAGUUCUUGAGGACUUCUUCAAAACAUCCCAGAGAGGAGAAGAGGUGCCCAAGACCGUGACUCAGAUGUACAGCCACUUCCUGAGGGUUCAGUCCAAACAAGGGGACAGGAAGUAUCGUGGGAGAGCGGAAACAGAUACAAACUGGAGUUCAGAGAGCAGGGAGAUAAUCGUUUCUCUGGGAAAACUGGCUUUUAACCAGCUGGAGAAAGGCAACCUGAUCUUCUACGAGGCAGACCUGGCAGAGUGUGACAUCGAUGUAAGAGAAGCCUCAGUGUCCUCAGGAGUGUUCACCCAGGUCUUUAAAGAGGAGUGUGGGCUGUACCAGGACAAGGUGUUCUGCUUUGUCCAUCUGAGCCUCCAGGAGUUUCUGGCUGCCCUUCAUGUCUUUCUGUACUUCAUCGACACUGGGAUCAAUCUGCUCUCAGAAGAACAACCAACCUCUAGGGAUAAUGAACUCCUCCUCUACCAGAGUGCUGUGGACAAGGCCUUACAGAGUAAGAAUGGACACCUGGACUUGUUCCUCCGAUUCCUCCUGGGCCUUUCUCUAGAGACCAAUCAAAUGCUCCUACGAGGUCUACUGAGAUGGACAGGAAGUGGCUCACAGACCAAUUGGAAAACUGUGUCCUACAUCAAAGAGAAGCUGAGUGAAGAUCUCUCUCCAGAGAGAAGCAUCAAUCUGUUCCACUGUCUGAAAGAGCUGAAUGAUAGUUCUCUAGUGGAGGAGAUCCAACAGUACCUGACAUCAGGAAGACUCUCCAGAAAAAAACUCUCCCCUGCUCAGUGGUCUGCUCUGGUCUUCAUCUUAAUGUCAUCUGAGGAGGAACUGGACGUUUUUGACCUGAAGAAAUACUCUGCUUCAGAGGAGGGUCUUCGGAGGCUGCUGCCAGUGGUCAAAGCCUCCAAAAUAUCUCUGCUAAUUGACUGUCAGCUGUCAGAGAGAUGCUGUGAAGCUCUGGCCUCAGUUCUCAGCUCCAACUCCUCUAGUCUGAGAGGGCUGGACCUGAGUAUCAAUGAUCUUCAGGAUUCAGGAGUGAAGCAGCUCUCUACUGGACUGGGGAAUCAACACUGUACACUGGAAACUCUAAGGCUGAAUGGCUGUCAUCUGUCAGAGCGAUGCUGUGAAGCUCUGGCCUCAGUUCUCAGCUCCAACUCCUCCAGUCUGAGAGAGCUGGACCUGAGUACCAAUGAUCUGCAGGAUUCAGGAGUGAAGCUGCUCUCUGCUGGACUGGGGAGUCCACACUGUACCCUGGAAACUCUCAGGUUGUCUGGCUGCAUGGUCACACAGAUAGGCUGUGCUUCUCUGGCCUCAGCUCUGAACUCCAACCCCUCCCAUCUGAGAGAGCUGGACCUGAGCUAUAAUCACCCAGGAGACUCAGGAGCUGCGCUGCUCUCUGCUGGACAGAAGGAUCAAAGCUGGAGACUGGACACUCUCAGUGUGGAGCACGGUGGAGUGUGGAGGCUGAAGCCAGGUCUAAAGAAGUAUGCCUGUGAACUCACAUUGGACCCAAACACAGCCCACAGACAUCUCUCUGUGUCUGAGGACCACAGAGAGGUGACACAGCGUGGGAAGGCACAGAUAUAUCCUGAUCACCCAGAGAGAUUUGACGACUGUGAGCAGGUGUUGUGUAGAGAGGGUCUGACUGGCCGCUGUUAUUGGGAGGUAGAAUGGAAAGGAGAUGUUUAUAUAGGAGUGACAUACAGAGGGAUCACGAGAGGAUUAAGUCAACACAGCGAGCUUGGAGGAAACGACAAGUCCUGGAGUCUUCAUUGUUCUGUUGAUUGUUACUCUGCCUGGUACAACAACAGUAGUACAGUCAUAGAUCUCCCCCCAGCUGGCUUUACCAGAGUAGGAGUGUAUCUAGACCGGCCCGCUGGCACUCUGUCCUUCUACAGAGUGACCCCAGAUGUAGGAGGGUCCUCAGACACCCUGACGCACAUCCACACCUUCCAGUCCAAAUUCACCCAGGAGGACCUCCUCCCUGGGUUUUGGUAUGGGAGAUCUGGAUCCUCUGUGUCUCUGUGUCGGUGGUAGUGACACACACACGCUCUCACUCCCUCACACACUCACUCACUCACUCACUCACUCACUCACUCACUCACUCACUCACUCACUCACUCACUCACUCACUCACUCACUCACUCACUCACUCACUCACUCACUCACUCACUCACUCACUCACUCACUCACUCACUCACUCACUCACUCACAUUAAAACACACACGCAAAUCUUUAUAAUGUUGAUGCAUGAUUUUGGACCAUAUGGAAAUCCCAGGUCUUCAGGAAAUGUUUGUGGUCGCUCUGUCAUAAUUCAGCUUAAUAUUCAAUAUAUUGUUGAUAAUGGCACACUCAGAAAAUGAAAAUGUCAUCCGGCACUGCAUGUAAAAAAGGUUGCUUGACUCCUGUUCUACAGAGUGUCAGAUGUGGCAGGGUCCAUAGAAACACUGACACACAUCCACACCUUCAAGUCCACAUCCACAGAGAAACCUCCUCCCUGUGCUAGGGUUAUGGGGUGAAGGUUCCUCAGUGCCUUUGUGUGGCCUGACAUUGACAUUGACAUUGGCAUGCGUAUAAAUCACCUUAAAAGGCUAACGUCUUGUUAGGGGCGGGUUCGUGGACGAGGCAGUCGAAAACAGAGAGAAGUUGUUACCAGGGGAAGCGCAAAGUUGGAAAACUGUCUCGAAGAUGUCCGAACAGUUGUUGGUGGAUUUGUGUUCUUUGGCGUAAAUCAGUUUGGGGUUUUCUCUCUUGGAGGAAUUUGUGUUCACACUACCUCAGCAACGAUCUCGCAAGGAGUCCUAGCCCUGCUGAGAUUGUUUCCUUCCUGUUCGCAUUUGAACUACUGGGCAGAGCAGCAGGGCUAAAACUAAAGGCUAUGCAAAGAAUCGCUUUUCCUAUAUCGUCUCAGGUCGGAUUGUGUGCUCACUCCUAUAAUCACAAUAGCUUUUCUGUAUAUGAAUGAAUUGUCACCCCCACCAAAUAUACGUCGGUAGCUAGAGUUUCUAAUACCAGCCCUAGGACUUGUGUUACACAUAUUGUUUAUUUGUCUUAUUUUAUUGAAUCCGUGUUUACUGUGGGGUUUAAGUCUGUUUUUUAUUAACCUGUAUAUAUCGUGUGUAACGAGGCAGAGUCCCGUGUUUGUUUUCCUUUUUGCUUUGUUUAAUAACCUUUUAGUUCAAGUUUUGGUUUACUUAUGUUAGAUUGUAACCUGUGUGAAUACUCCUGUUCCUGUUGCCUGGUUUAGUUUUGCUGUUGGACUUUUUGCAUGUGAAAAUCGUUGCUUCUUGGAAUACCUUGAUUUAAUUUACUACGUCGAUACACUUAUUUUUCUAGAAGUUGUUUGCCUGAUCUUUUACUUUUCUGAGUGAAACAUGCAGUAGCUUAACGUUGGCACACGCAUAGUAAUAGUAAUAUAGUAGUGAGUAGGGGGUUGUUUAAAAGUGAAACGUCAUGAAACGUUUGUGUUUGUGAGGACCAGUUAUCUUGGAUUAUAUGCAUCUGGACCCACGGAGAGACAUACAACACUAUUAUAUUUGUGUUGAUUAAAUACUUGCAUCCACUCCAAAUGCUACAUUUUAUUUGGCUUCUGAAAAGUGUAGCAUGAUAGAUCAUCAUAGGGUCACCUAAGAAGGUCAUAUGUUUUGAAAAUGGAAAAUGGAACACGAUUUAAAGCAGAUUUGAUAUUGUUAAUAAAUGCAAGUAGCCUUUGGGAAAGACUGAGGAUUGAUGUUCCUGUUGUGAAUGACUUUAAACUGAAUAAAGAUAUACAUUUUUUGGUCGUGUUUAUUGUCGUCUUACUUCUCUAUCAUACUUAAACAACUCAGUGAGCCAACUGAAUGUUCUUGUGUGUUCCGCCGAUGACUUGCCGUUUCUUAAGCUAAAAUUUAGCAGAUGUUUCUCCAGAGCCCAGCUGGAAUUUCUUUCCAGUAACAGUUCAAAGAUUUAAAGGUAAUAAUAUAAAAAAAAGAGCUUUCAGCUAUAGCUCCUCCCUGCCUUGACACCUCCUUCAUUGUUUUCCUUAUUAGUGCCCUUUAUCCCUUUUUGUUUCCUUGGUUACUUCCCUUUGAAAAAGGUACCCAAAGUGGCAAGCAGUGGGUUAAAAUGUGCUCCUAAACGGUAAAAUCCCUUUCAUUACUCACCUCAGCAAUGGAACUCUCAAUGUCCCUGCAUUCUUCCCCUACCUCACUUUCAAGCUAGAUGUAAAGAGAGGUGGUGGAAGGAUAAUUAUUUAUUGAGAAGCAUAUAUUCUUUCAAAUACAACUGAUUUGAAAUACCAUGCUGGGACUUUGCAAAUUAGGCUACCCAAAGUUCGAAGCAGCAUGCCCAAAAUUGCUCCUUAAACAACUAUCUGAUGGGGAAGCAACUGCAAACAAUAUUUGUGACCCAGUCUAUUCAUGGGACAGCCAGGCUUUUAUCUUUCAGAACGGGGAGCCCCUGGCCAUGACAAGGGACUCAGCUGUAAGCUUAAUGAAGUUAACUGAUUACUACCAGCGAUUACUUACUUUUCAAAUAUGCAGACGGAGAGAUAGCUGAUGCUAGUCAGUUCCACACUGCUCUGAAGCGCUGCAUUGAAAAGUGCCAGGAUGAUUUCUACCAAAAGGUUCAAGAGAAACAAGCUGAAGUCCUCAUCAAAGAGCUGGAGCAGGAAAUGAAAUUGGUUAUGAACGAUGGUCACAAAGAACGACUGAAAUGCUUUAUAUUUGCCCAUGUAAAGGUGUUUCAGCUGGUAAUAGACACUGGAUGGGAUAUAUAAUCUAUGUAAUGUGAUACUCAUGAAUGUUAUCAACUCAUUUUAAGGCAAAUAAAACAUUUCAGUACCAAGAGAGGGCUUGAGAUCAUUUUCUGGCAGGAGG